Homalodisca vitripennis (glassy-winged sharpshooter) is the source of this 1439-nucleotide messenger RNA. Its product is annotated as lipopolysaccharide-induced tumor necrosis factor-alpha factor homolog. The transcript has 3 exons. The record is from RefSeq and is a predicted model, not a curated record. NCBI's taxonomy places the organism in Eukaryota, Metazoa, Arthropoda, Insecta, Hemiptera, Cicadellidae. The coding region runs from base 247 to 486 and encodes 79 amino acids.
GCCGCCACGCUGCGCCACUGUUCUACCUUUCAGCAGAGUCUUAACAGUCUAACUUACAUUAGAGCAUUAGAGGUGGGCGACUUCAGCUAGUCGGUUUGUCUGCUCCGCCAAGUUUGAUUUCGGUAACCUUGUUUUACACGGAGAAACAAGUGGUUUCGAGUUAUUGUUGCUUGUGUGUGACAAGUCCUCGAUACUGUGCUCCUCCUGAGGAUAAUUUCAACGUAACAACACUUCAAUAACUCAGCCAUGGCGAGUAUGGUAGCUGUAGGACCCGAUAGCUGCAUCGUGACAUGUCCUUCUUGUCACGCUACGGUCUCCACUAGAGCCGUGAAGCAGACAACGAGCAGGACACACCUGUGUGCCUGUAUCUUGUGUAUUUUUACAUGUUGCCUGUGCGCAAUAUGUCCUUACUGUUGCGACUGUUGCAAAGUGACCAACCACUACUGUCCAAGCUGCAACACCUUCCUGGGCACCUAUGACCACUGAUGCAGCACUUGCAGCUCUUGUGGGCCGCAGAGCCCACUCACAUUCCUAUUUGUCCUAUGUGUUAGUAUUUGUUGUCGUUCUUUUGACAUUUAUUAUUUUAACUACAUUGUAUAACUGUAACUUCUUAUAUUCUUAAGUGUAGGAGUGUCUCUUAAAAAUGCCAUUGAUUCUUUAUAGGACUUUUCAUUUUUUUUUCAUUGUUAAUUUAUUUCUCAGAGAUGAAAACAAUCCUCAAGAGGUCAAUGAGGGUAUUUUUGGCUGGUACUAUUUUAAUUUAUACUGUGUAGUAAUCAGUAUGAACAUUUUUCUCUGAUGAAUUAAAUGUAGCACAAAAAUCAAUACAUUUACAACCUUAAAAUUGACAAAUACAAUACUAAAAUUGUAGCUGUUUUCAAAACAAAAUAUUAUUAGUGGUACUACUAUUCCAUGUUUAAUUACGUUACAUCAAUAUUUAUAUUUCAGAACAAUUUUGUUGCAUUUUUUACUCUGACCUAUCUGCUAUUCAACAACUCUUGUUUCAGCCAGUUUAAUUAGUAUUUUAGUUUUUCUGAACGAGGAAUAGAUUUAUUUCAUAUAAAUACAUAGGAUUAAGUAAUAAUGUGCCUUAAAUAAUGAUACACCAAUAUAAAAAUAAUUAACAAAUACAUAUUGAAUUAAUGAAAAUGUCACAAAAGAUUUUAGUUUUGUACAAUUUGUUCCGUAUUUCCUAGUUUUUGAACAACGAUGUUUGUAAUUUCAAAAUAUAUUGUGCUUCUUGAGUAAUUUGAAAACACUUUUAAUUGUAUCCAAUAAUGUGCCUUAAAUAAUGAUACACCAAUAUACAAAUACUUAACAUUUAUAUUGAAUUGAUAAAAUUGUCACAGAAGAUUUUAGUUUUGUAAAACGUGUUCCGUAAUCCUAGAUUUUAUACAAAAAUGUUUGUAAUUUCAAAAUAUAUUGUGCUUCUUGGGUAA